AAUACUACAUCAAGAAUAUAUGUGUACGCAACUAGUCAUGUGACAUUUAUGUACGGCUACCCUGUAACGUGUUUCCGUUAUUCGAAGGAAUAUUUAAAUAACACGCACUUCAAGUUUCGACUUCGGUACAACGCUGACUGGCGGACAUAUGACAAUCCUGUUAACGCCAAGCUGGGGUAUGACCGUGAAACAGGCGGCCCCUACAUGGAACUCGAUUUUUGGCCAAAAGAAACAACCUUUCGUACUAGAGAAAAAGGAAAGGACCUUUACAGGGAUAUAGAUGAAUCGGUGCCUGCCAGAAGGACCUUGUUCAUCUACCUCCGUGACCUACAAUGCGGUGUGUUUACGAUGGCGCGAAAAGGAAAAAAUCACUGCGAGCUCCACCUGUGGGAAAGUGCCAUUAUUAAAGAAGGACCAUAUCACCACGUGAACUUUACUUGCCUGAAGUACUUCCAGGCACUCUGCGGGGGCUGGCCAACCUGUAUCACUUACACCCGCUCUUGCAACAACUGAGAAAAUGUGACCUCCUAAAUUGUUCUACUGGCCAUGCUUUCUUCUAGAUGGGUUGGGGAUGGUCGACAUCUUAUAUGCAUCUUUUUCUCGCGAGACUGCAAGUGUUGUGCUUUUAAUAAAAUAGACAAAAUCGCGAGAAAUAAAACUGUAUGUUACUUGCCAAUAAAGUUUG
Molecule: messenger RNA, 685 nt
Organism: Dermacentor silvarum
Lineage: Eukaryota; Metazoa; Arthropoda; Arachnida; Ixodida; Ixodidae
Exons: 5
Coding region: 49-513 (154 amino acids)
Source: RefSeq, a predicted model, not a curated record